This is a messenger RNA of Rhagoletis pomonella (apple maggot), 1407 nucleotides long. RefSeq lists its product as uncharacterized. Lineage: Eukaryota; Metazoa; Arthropoda; Insecta; Diptera; Tephritidae. The coding region runs from base 1 to 1407 and encodes 468 amino acids. The transcript has 2 exons. The record is from RefSeq and is a predicted model, not a curated record.
AUGGAUGGUUACUCUGUGACACUUACGACGCUCGACUGGAUUGUCUACGGUGGUAGGAAUCGAGGCGUUGGAGAACGGUGCAACUAUGUGCACUUUGCAAAUGUGGAUAACGGUCUAGAGAGGCUCGAGCGUUUGGUGAGUGACUAUUUAAUUAACGAAGAUCUUAAUGUACGCGAAGGGGUGCAGGACUAUGUGGCUGCAGAUAUAGUCAGAGCUAAAGAGUUGUUAGAAACUACGACCGUGAGAAAGGGUUCCCACUUCGAGACUGGCCUGCUUUGGAGGCAGGAGAAUGUGGAACUACCAAAUAGUCGAAAAAUGGCGGAAAAGAGGUUGUUGGCUCUAGAAAAGAAAUUCAAGUGCGAUAACAAAUUUAAGUCAGCAUACGUUCACGUAAUGAAGGAAUACGAGGCUAAAGGAUAUGCAAGGAAACUCACGGCGGAUGAGAUCUUGACAGGAGGGAAGCGUAGCUGGUUCCUACCACACUUUGGAGUUUGGAACGCGAACAAACCUGGAAAGAUGAGACUUGUCUUUGACGCUGCUGCGGAAGUUAACAAUGUAUCGCUGAACUCGACUUUGCUUAGCGGACCAGACUUAAACCAACCUUUAGCAACCAUCCUAACGAAAUUCCGGCAGAAGCAAGUAGGUGUAUGUGCGGACAUAGUGGAAAUGUUCCACCAGGUGAAGAUACGCGCCGAGGAUCAAGCAGCACAACGCUUCUUAUGGAGAACACACCCUGAACAUCCCAUCGAAGUCUACACUAUGAGCGCGAUGACAUUUGGAGUCAUCUGCUCCCCAAGCUCGGCACAGUUCGUUAAGAACAAAAACGCAGAGGAGUUUAGAGUACGGUUUCCUGAAGCGGUGGAGGCCAUAGUCAACAACCACUACGUCGACGAUUUUGUCCACUGUUUCUCCACCGUAGACGAGGCAAUCCGAAUAACUGAGCAGAUAGUAUGGGUUCAUAAACAGGGAGGUUUUGAAUUAAAGCGCUUUGUAUCAAACUCUGAACAGCUAACUAAAAGAAUGAAUAAUAAAGAAGAACGCCCGUCCUACUUGAACCUCGAUAGAGAUAAUGCUGUACAACAGGAGAGUUUUGCUGAGGAAUAUUACGCGCUGAUGGCGGGAGAGAAUUUGGAACGGAGCAGCUCGCUGAGAACCCUCACACCGGCGCUAGAUGAAGUAAGAAUGAUACAGGUCGAAACUCCAUCACGUCACCGAGCUCGUGGUAUAUUACUAUCACAAAAUCUGGAAGCAUCAAAUGAGGGCAUGAUAAUCGCGGAGAUACAGCGGCGAUAUUGGAUUCCACAAUUCAGAGCAGAGGUGCGUCGUGCUGCGCGAAGAUGUCAAGUUUGCGUAAGGGAAAAGGGCCAAGCCGAAUCCCCCACAAAUGAGCCAACUUCCGGUACAUAG